AUGUGGCUGAAGCCCGAGGAGGUGCUGCUGAAGAGCGCCCUCAAGCUGUGGGUGCUGGAGCGCUCCAACCGCUACUUCGUGCUGCAGCGGAGGCGAGGCUACGGGGAGGACGGCGGGGGGGGGAUAACAGGCCUUCUCAUGGGGACACUAGAUGCAGUCUUGGACUCUACAUCAAAAGUGGCUCCAUUUCGGAUCCUGCAUCAAACACCGGAUUCUCAAGUCUACUGGUCCAUUGCAUGUGGAGCCAGCAGAGAAGAAAUAACGGAACACUGGGACUGGUUGGAACACAAUGUUAUGAAGACCUUAUCUGUAUUUGAUUCAAAUGAAGAUGUUACUAGCUUUGUACAGGGAAAGAUAAGAGGAUUGAUUGCUGAAGAAGGGAAAGGUUCUUUCAUAAAAGAAGAAGAUCCUGAGAAGUUUCGUGAAGCUAUUCUGAAGUUUGAGAAGUGCUUUGGAUUAGCAGAGCAGGAGAAGUUGGUGACCUAUUACUCCUGCAGCUACUGGAGGGGGCGAAUGCCCUGUCAGGGAUGGCUUUAUCUUAGUACCAACUUUCUUAGCUUUUACUCAUUUUUGCUGGGAGCAGAAAUAAAACUCGUUAUCUCCUGGGAUGAAAUCUCAAAACUUGAAAAGACCUCCAAUGUGAUCCUGACAGAGAGUAUUCAUGUGUGCUCCCGUGGGGAGGAUCACUACUUUUCCAUGUUUUUGCACAUUAAUGAAACGUUCCUUCUUAUGGAGCAGCUGGCAAACUACGCCGUAAGGAGACUUUUUGACAAGGAGACAUUUGAAAGUGACCUAGUCCUCCGUGAUCCUCUUCAAAUCACCAAGAGAGGCCUGGAGAACCGAGCCCACAGUGAGCAGUUUAGUGCAUUCUUCAGGCUACCCAAAGAAGAGACCCUGAAGGAAGUGCAUGAAUGCUUCUUAUGGGUACCUUUCUGCCACUUCAACACGUUGGGAAAAAUGUGCAUUUCAGAGAACUACAUCUGCUUUGCUAGCCAGGAUGGAAGUCUCUGCAGCAUAAUCAUUCCCCUAAGAGAGGUCAUAGCAGUGGAGAAGGCUGAUCCAGCUAACAAAGGAGUCAAUAUUAGUACCAAAGGAAAAAGAGCUUUUCGUUUCACAGAGGUUAAGGAUUUUGAACACCUGGUAGCAAAGCUCGGGAUCAGAAGUGGAACAACUUCAAGUCCACAUCACAUUGCAAGUACGGAGGUUGCCACUACUUCUGACUCUGACACUCUGGAGGAUUAUUAUGAAGGACGGUUAAUGGCAGGUCAGAAAGGCAGCAGCAAGACUGUUAGCACAGAAGCUCUAAUGACUGUAUUCCACCCUCAGGAUGCUGAUAAUCUUGACUCUAAAAUGUUGAAAGAAAAAAUGAAAGAGCAGUCCUGGAAUAUCCUCUUUGUAGAAUGUGGACGUGGCGUUAGCAUGUUUCGGACAAAGAAGACUCGAGAUCUAGUUUUAAGAGGGAUCCCAGAGACCUUACGAGGAGAGCUCUGGCUGCUCUUCUCAGGUGCCGUUAAUGACAUGGCUACAAACCCCGGCUAUUACACUGAACUGGUGGAAAAGUCCCUAGGAACAUGCACUUUGGCUACUGAUGAAAUUGAACGAGAUUUGCGUCGCUCCCUACCUGAGCAUCCAGCCUUUCAAAGCGACACUGGUAUUUCCGCACUCAGGAGAGUUCUUACAGCCUAUGCGUACAGGAAUCCCAAGAUUGGAUACUGUCAGGCAAUGAAUAUUUUGACAUCCGUGCUGCUACUUUACGCUAAAGAAGAAGAAGCUUUCUGGCUAUUGGUUGCUGUGUGUGAAAGAAUGUUACCUGAUUAUUUCAAUCGUCGAAUCAUUGGGGCCUUGGUGGAUCAAGCAGUGUUUGAGGAACUCAUCAGGGAUCACUUGUCUCAGCUGACGGACCACAUGACAGACAUGACGUUCUUCUCGUCCGUCUCUCUCUCCUGGUUUCUUACCCUCUUUAUCAGCGUGCUGCCCAUUGAAAGUGCAGUCAGUGUGGUAGACUGUUUCUUCUACGAUGGGAUAAAGGCAAUCUUGCAGCUGGGUCUGGCGGUACUGGACUACAACAUGGACAAGCUGCUGACCUGUAAGGAUGAUGCAGAGGCAGUGACUGUUCUAAACAGAUUUUUCGACAGCGUCACUAACAAGGACAGUCCGUUGCCUCAAGCUGUGCAGCAGGCUUCAAACCUGAACGAUACAAAGAGUUACCACCCAAAAGUGGACAUAACCGACCUGAUCAGAGAGUCAAACGAAAAAUAUGGUGAUAUUCGAUACGAGGAUGUCGAGAGCAUGCGCUGCAGGAACAGGCUGUAUGUGAUCCAGACCCUAGAAGUUACUACAAAACAGAAUGUGCUGCGUGUUGUGUCCCAGGAUGUAAAAUUCAGUCCUAGUGACCUGGAAGAGCUUUAUGAAUUAUUCAAGAAGGAGCAUUUUCUGUCCUGUUACUGGAGUGCAAAUAGCCCUGUCCUGAGACACCAUGACCCCAGUCUGCCAUAUCUGGACCAGUAUCUGAUCGACUGCCAGCAGUUCAGGGUCCUCUAUCACCUCUUGAGUCCAUGGGCACAUUGUGCAAACAGGGACUCUCUUGCACUGUGGACAUUCAGAUUGCUGGACGAAAACUCCGAUUGCCUUAUAAACUUCAAAGAAUUUGCCUGUGCACUUGAUGUCAUGUAUAAUGGGAGUUUCACUGACAAACUGAAGCUGCUUUUUAAGCUGCACAUCCCUCCAGCUUUUACUGAAGUGGAAUCUCUAAGCCCUUCCAAAGGUGAUGAUCUUUCAAAAGAAGAGCUGAUUCAUUUCAGUCAACUCCAUGUUUCCUCUCCUGUGGAUAGUCAGGAAGCUGAUGCUUUGAAGAGAAGCCCAGAAAAAGGUAAAGAGAAGAUUGAUAUUCAGGCCUAUCUGAAGCAAUGGCAAGAUGAACUUCUUAAAAAAGAAGAAAAUAUUAAGGAUUUGCCUAGAAUGAACCAGUUCCAGUUCAUCCAGUUCUCAAAGACUUUAUACAACCUGUUCCACGGGGACCCUGAAGAGGAGUUGUUAUAUUGGGCUAUAGCGACUGUCACCAGCCUCUUGCUGAAGAUGGAAGAAGUUGGGAGAAGACUACAAAGCCCCACUUCACCAGCCAAAAGCCCAGCUUCUGCAGGAGAAUCCAGCACGGACAGCCAGAACGCUCCGAAGAAAGACAGUGCACCCCAACAGACUGAGCGCAGGAAUGUACAAAGCCCUCGCAGAGACGACCAUGAAUGGUCUUUUGCCUUUGAGCAGAUCCUGGCAUCCUUGUUAAAUGAACCAGCUUUGGUGAGAUUUUUUGAGAAACCUCUAGACAUAAAAGCCAAGGUAGAAAAUGCUAAAACUUCACAAUUAAAAGCGAGAACCAGAGUAUAG
This is a messenger RNA of Emys orbicularis (European pond turtle), 3381 nucleotides long. RefSeq names its product TBC1 domain family member 8B (gene TBC1D8B). The transcript is spliced from 22 exons. Gene Ontology annotation, molecular function: calcium ion binding. The record is from RefSeq and is a predicted model, not a curated record. NCBI's taxonomy places the organism in Eukaryota, Metazoa, Chordata, Testudines, Emydidae. Bases 1 to 3381 code for a protein of 1126 amino acids.